Molecule: messenger RNA, 1908 nt
Organism: Nicotiana attenuata
Lineage: Eukaryota; Viridiplantae; Streptophyta; Magnoliopsida; Solanales; Solanaceae
Product: cytochrome P450 704C1
Exons: 5
Coding region: 141-1676 (511 amino acids)
Molecular function (GO): oxidoreductase activity, acting on paired donors, with incorporation or reduction of molecular oxygen; iron ion binding; monooxygenase activity
Source: RefSeq, a predicted model, not a curated record
UCCCCACUUCACAUUAUGUUAUUUUUUAAUGAAGGAGAAUCAACUGAACCCGCAUCUUCAACGGCACCUCUGUUUGAUGUGUGUUAAAUAGCUAUAUAAAGACGGCUGGCAUCUCUCCAUAGUACACCCUAUUGGUAAAAAUGGAUAUUCUCUAUACUAUCUUCACCUGUAUAGGGAUCCUUUUAUUCAUUUGUGUCACUCCCAUUUUAGUUCUAAUAGUAAGGAUCUAUGCUGGCAAGUCAAUUAGAAACCCCAAAUAUGCACCAGUGGUAGGAACUGUGUUUCAUCAACUCUUCUACUUCAACAGACUCUAUGAUUAUCAAACAGAAGUGGCUAAGAAAACCCCUACUUCCCGGCUUCUAUCACCGGAGCAGAGUGAAACAUAUACUACUGAUUCAAGAAAUAUUGAACAUAUUCUUAAGACCAACUUUAGCAAGUACUCCAAAGGCAAGCGUAAUCAAGAAGUUCUGAGGGACUUGUUUGGCGAAGGAAUUUUCGCCGUAGAUGGUGAAAAAUGGAAGCAACAGAGAAAGCUAGCAAGCUUUGAGUUCUCAGCUAGGGUCUUGAGAGACUUUAGCUGCACAGUUUUCAGAAAAAGAGCAACCAAAUUGGUCAGCAAGGUUUCUGACUUCUCUCUUGCCAACCAAGUUUUUGAUAUGCAAGAACUGCUAAUGAAAAGCUCCCUGGAUUCAAUAUUCAAAGUUGGCUUUGGAGUUGAUCUGAAUUCCCUGGAUGGAUCAGGAGGAGAUAAUAACAAAUUCAUCAAAGCCUUUGAUGAUUCCAAUGAAUUGACAUACUGGCGCUAUGUUGAUCCAUUCUGGAAGCUUAAGAGAUACUUCAACGUUGGCUCUGAAUUUCACCUGAAAAAGAACAUCAAAUACAUCCAGGAAUUCGUUGAUGAACUGAUAAGAACAAGGCGCAAACAGCUAGAAAUGAAAGAAGAUUCUAUGGAUAAGGAGGACAUACUUUCAAGGUUUCUGGUCGAGAGCAAGAAGGAUCCAGAGAAAAUGAAUGAUCAAUAUCUCAGAGAUAUUAUACUGAAUUUCAUGCUUGCGGGCAAAGAUAGUAGUGCUAAUACUCUUUCAUGGUUUUUCUACAUGCUUUGCAAGAACCCCUUGAUCCAAGUAAAGGUUGUUGAGGAAACAAGACAAGUUAUUGGUAAUAAGAUAAAGGACAAUGGAAGUACAGAUGAUUUUGUGGCAAGUAUCACAGAAGAAGUCCUAGAGAAAAUGCAUUAUCUUCAUGCAACAUUGACAGAGACCUUGAGGCUAUACCCUGCAGUCCCAGUGGAUGGCAGAUGUGCGGAUGCAGAUGAUGUUCUUCCCGAUGGCUUUCAUAUCAGAAAGGGGGAUGGAGUCUAUUAUAUAUCCUAUGCAAUGGGGAGAAUGCCUUACAUUUGGGGGAAUGACGCUGAGGAUUUCCGACCUGAAAGAUGGUUGAAGGAUGGGAUUUUCCAGCCAGAGUCGCCAUUCAAAUUCAUAGCAUUUCAUGCUGGUCCAAGAAUAUGUCUAGGCAAAGAUUUUGCUUAUCGACAAAUGAAGAUUUUAACAAUAGCUCUUCUGCAUUUCUUCAGGUUCAAAUUAUCCGAUGACACGAAAGAAGUAACUUAUAGAACCAUGUUUACACUCCACAUCAAUGAAGGGCUUCCAGUUCAUGCAGUUCCAAGAAGAGGCUGAAACGCAGAAGGCACUUUGAUUGCCAUCUUUAUAGCUAAUGUACAGAAGUCAAGUCAGUCCAUUUCUGCCGUUUGAAAAAAAAAGUUCAAAUAUUCACAACUUUGUGACUAGAAAGUGAAUGCUAAUAUUUCAUCAGGUUCUUGAUUUCUUCAUAGAAAUACGAAAUGGCUUCAUAUUAGUUAAAUGCUGUACCCUGCAUUCCAUAAUUCAAAAGUUGGCUUGUUUUGGUGAA